AAACAGCAUCAAAGUCGUCUCCUUCCAUAUAAAAACUAUAUUGAACUGAUCAACCUUCAUUUGAGUCAUCAAUGGAGGAUUUCCAAAGCUACACAAUUCUCUUCCUCAUAUGGCUACUUUCCACCAUCACAAUCCGCUUCAUUUUUGCCAAAACCAAGCCAAACCCUCGCCUUCCUCCAACCCCUUUAGCCCUUCCCAUCAUCGGCCAUCUCCACCUCCUAGGACCCCUACCCCACAAAGCUUUCCACAAGCUCUCGACCCGCCAUGGCCCUCUAAUUCACCUCCGUCUAGGCUCCGUCCCUUGCAUCAUAGUUUCAUCCGCCGAAACGGCAAAACAAGUCCUCAAAACACACGAAUCGUCCUUCUCAAACCGACCCCAUUUGGCUGCAGUUGACUAUCUAACCUACGGCUCGGCGGACUUCUCCUUUGCUCCCUAUGGACGCUAUUGGAAGUUCAUGAAGAAGCUUUGUAUGUCGGAGCUCCUCGGUAGCCGAACGCUCGACAGCCUUGCUCCGAUAAGACAAGACGAGACACGGCGGUUUCUACGGUCAUUACAGACGAAAGCGGUCGAGGGGAAAGAUGUUGAUGUUGGAAGAGAGUUGAUGAGGGCGAGCAACAAUGUGAUAUCGAGAAUGACGUUGGGGAAACGAAGCGCGGAGGAGGAAGAAGAAGCGGAGGGGAUAAGGUUGUUGGUUAAGGAUGUAGCUGAGCUCACUGGGACUUUUAAUGUUGCGGAUUACAUUUGGUUUUGUAAGGGUUUGGACUUGCAAGGGCUUGGGAAGAGGUUGAGGGAAGUUCGUGAGAGGUUUGAUGAGAUGAUGGAGAGGUUGAUAAUGGAGCAUGAAGAGAGCUUGAAGAUGAUGGAAAUGGAGGGAAAUGGUGAUGAGAAAGUGAUGGAUUUGCUUCAUAUUUUGCUUCUUAAGUUUAGAGAUGAAAACUCGGAAGUGAAAUUGACUCGAGAGAAUAUCAAGGCUUUUAUUCUGGAUAUAUUUGCAGCAGGGACAGACGCAUCAGCAAUAACAACAGAAUGGGCAUUGGCAGAGCUAAUCAACCAUCCAAACAUAAUGGAGAAAGCCAGACAAGAACUCCACACAGUUGUAGGAAAGAGCAGACUGGUUGAGGAAUCAGAUAUCACCAACCUUCCUUAUCUCCAAGCAAUAGUAAAGGAGACAUUAAGGCUUCAUUCAAGCCCAUUGAUUGUGAGGGAAUCAACUGAAAGCUGCACAAUAAAUGGCUACGAAAUUCCAGCAAAAACCCAAUUGUACGUGAACAUUUGGGCCAUUGGGAGAGACCCAAAUCAGUGGGAAAGGCCUCUUGAGUUUGAGCCAGACAGGUUUAUGGGCAAAGAAGGGAGUGUGAGCGGUGAUUUGAGAGGGCAGAAUUUUAAUCUGCUGCCAUUUGGGAGUGGUAGAAGAAGCUGUCCUGGAACAACUCUUGCAUUGCUCAUAGUUCAAACUACUUUGGCUUGCUUGGUUCAGUGCUUUGAUUGGAAGGUUAGUGGAGGAGAUGGCGAAGUUGAUAUGGAAGAAGGGCCUGGCCUUACACUUCCUAGGGCUCACCCUUUGAUUUGUGUACCCAUCGCUUGUCUUAGUCCAUUUCCAUCGUUAGCAGAUAUUGUACCGUAAUCUCUCCCACUACCAUG
Molecule: messenger RNA, 1642 nt
Organism: Cucurbita moschata (crookneck pumpkin)
Lineage: Eukaryota; Viridiplantae; Streptophyta; Magnoliopsida; Cucurbitales; Cucurbitaceae
Product: cytochrome P450 93A2
Exons: 2
Coding region: 72-1625 (517 amino acids)
Cellular component (GO): membrane
Molecular function (GO): heme binding; iron ion binding; oxidoreductase activity, acting on paired donors, with incorporation or reduction of molecular oxygen, NAD(P)H as one donor, and incorporation of one atom of oxygen
Source: RefSeq, a predicted model, not a curated record